AUGGCCGACCUGACAGAAGUACUGCCUCAUUUUGAUUUGCAGCUAUGGCGACACCUUACAUACUCGUUAGAGAAGAAGAAUAUCCUCACAGCAGAAUUACUUUCCAAAGAUCCGGUGGAGAUAGCAAAGAGGUGUCCUUUGCCCCUCAACGAGCUACGGCGCCUGAUAGCUGCAGUCGUCGAUGCUCUCCGUGCCGAUACGCAUUUCAGCUCUACAACCAUAACUACUGCACAGCCUGUCGGUAGUGGCGAACCACCACUCAAGAAGGCUCGGAUAUUCAGGGAGGACCCGGAAUUUCCGCCACUACAAUGCGUACGAACACUUGACACGAACAUCGACGAGUGCUUAGGAGGUGGAUUUGCUGCUGGGUGUAUUUCAGAGAUAGUGGGCGAAAGUGCUGUGGGCAAGACUCAAUUCGUUCUUGGACUGCUACUGAGCGCGCAGCUCCCACCGCCUCUAGGACCUGGGAAAGCCGUCCUAUACUUGGAUACAGAAGGUACCCUGAACACCACGCGUUUGGAUCAGAUGUUGAGUUCGCAUCCCACCUAUCAACAGCUUCCGCCCGAGGAUCGACCGAGCCUGAAUCGAGUGCUGACGAUGAGUGUACAUGACUUGGAGGCGCAAGAGCAUAUUGUCCAGUUCCAGAUUCCUGAGACAGUCCGGAGGUAUAAUAUCGGCCUUGUCGUGAUCGAUUCUGUGACGGCGAAUUUCAGAGCAGAAUUUUUGGGAAGCUCGGCAAAGGUACUAUCGGACCGUGCUGUAGCUUUGGUACGUCUUGGAAACACGCUUCGCAGGUUAGCAAAUGACCACAACGUGGCCAUCGUUGUCACAAAUCAAGUUUCUGAUCGAUUCGAUGAUGCACGUACGACAGCGGAUAAGCUUCGCUUGUCUUCACAGGCACCGUCAUCGUCAGGAACAUCCUCAUUACAGACACAAAAUCUCACACCACGAGCUUGGCAAUCACAGAACACGCAGCAGCCACGAUCAUCUCAAGCUCCCAUAAAGUCGAUGCAAUUGCAGCUUUCUCCUAGUGCACAAGCAAGGAAGGACGAAGUUAUGAGUCUCGACUUCCAACAAAGGUUCUUUACUGGAUGGGGCGACAACCCGAGCGAUCCUUUCGAGUCUCUCAAGACACCUGCUUUGGGUCUUGCGUGGGCCAACCAACUUGAUGCCAGAAUUGUGCUGAAGAUUGGUCGUGGUAGCACAAAUCCAGUGAGUGGUACGGGGAACAUUUUAUCAGAAGCUAAACGAAAACGUUAUCUCGGCGUCGUCUUCGCUUCGUGGACACCUCCAAGUCACACACCCAUACCCUAUACUUUGGAAACACAAGGUGCCGUCUCUAUGUCAGGUACUACCAAUGCCAAGGCUGUACAUCAGGACGAAUUCGAUGUGGACUUCGAGGAGGUCGACGCCGAGGACGGUCGUGAAAGCACAGAUGCUGAUCUGUUAAACCCUCAAUAUUGGGAUGACUUGGACAACGACUUUGCUUAA
Molecule: messenger RNA, 1491 nt
Organism: Lithohypha guttulata
Lineage: Eukaryota; Fungi; Ascomycota; Eurotiomycetes; Chaetothyriales; Trichomeriaceae
Gene: rhp57
Product: DNA repair protein rhp57
Exons: 1
Coding region: 1-1491 (496 amino acids)
Biological process (GO): DNA recombinase assembly; DNA repair; reciprocal meiotic recombination
Cellular component (GO): condensed nuclear chromosome
Molecular function (GO): DNA strand exchange activity; double-stranded DNA binding; ATP binding
Source: RefSeq, a predicted model, not a curated record